CGACCUUGCUUGCGCUCGUAGUACGUACACACGACACAAUCCUAAUAUCCAAUCGAUGGACACGCUCAACACCAGCGGCACGGGCUCGGAACGGCCACGGCCGCAUGUCGUACUGCUGGCCAGCCCUCCGGCAGGCCACCGGAUUCCGCUGGCAGAGCUGGCGCGGCGUCUCGUCGAGCACCACGGCUUCGCCGUCACGCUCGUCACCUUCGCCAACCUCCCCCUCCCGGCGCACGUCCUCGCCAGCUGCCUCCCGCCCGCGACCGUCGCCACCGCCGUGCUCCCCGCCGUGGAUAUGGACGACGUCCCCGCGCACGACAUCAUCCAGGUGCUCGUCCAGCUGGUCCGUCGCUCAGUCCCGAACAUCCGGGCCUUUCUCCGCCGCAUCAGCGCCACAGCCGGGCCGCUCGCGGCGUUCGUUCCAGACAUCUUCUGCUCCGAGGCGCUGCUCGUCGCUGGCGAGCUUGGCGUUCCGGGCUACUUCUUUCUCCCCACCAACCUCAACUGGCUUGCCCUGGAGCGACGCUUCGUGGAGCUGCACCACGGCCUGCCUCCCGGCGAGUACCGCGAUUUCCCAGGGGAUGUCGAGCUUGCCGAGGGCGUGUCGCUGCACCGCACGGAGCUCCCCUUCGUAUUCCGUGACUCCAACAGUCUGGAUUUCCAGCGACUUCUAGAGAAUUCCAGGCGAUACCCCCUGGCCGACGGCUUUCUGGUCAACACCUUCGACGAGAUGGAACCUGCCCUCGUCGAAGCCUUCAAGCUGGCGGCGGAACAAGGCGCGUUCCCGCCGGUGUUUGCCGCGGGGCCGCUCAUCCGCC
Messenger RNA from Lolium perenne, 818 nucleotides. The record is from RefSeq and is a predicted model, not a curated record. Lineage: Eukaryota; Viridiplantae; Streptophyta; Magnoliopsida; Poales; Poaceae.